Messenger RNA from Truncatella angustata, 1042 nucleotides. RefSeq lists its product as uncharacterized. The transcript is spliced from 3 exons. The coding region runs from base 90 to 806 and encodes 238 amino acids. The record is from RefSeq and is a predicted model, not a curated record. NCBI's taxonomy places the organism in Eukaryota, Fungi, Ascomycota, Sordariomycetes, Amphisphaeriales, Sporocadaceae.
CUUUUUUUUUUUUUUGGGCACUCUCUUCUAUUUCUUGUUAAUGACUUCCCUCCAACCCGAAGCCUAGCACGCGAUAUUCGGGAUGAGGGAUGCCACUCCGCUGCGCCUCCCUCCUGACGGGCAUCCGCCUAGCCCAGAACCCGCGAGCUCAAUGGCCGGCCGCGCGGACCUCGCAACAGCAUCUUGCAGCAGCACGCGAUCACCGACUCCGACGGCCCUUCCACACCACCUCGCCCCUCCGCGAUGACAAGGCCGACAUCGACCGGGCUACAAACCACUACGAGACUCUAAAGAUCGCACCCGGCUCCACGCCAGCCGAGAUCAAGAAAUCAUUCUACAACCUCUCCAAAACACACCACCCCGACCACAACCGCUCUGACCCCUCGGCCUCGACCCGCUUCAUGCGCAUCUCGGAAGCCUACGACACGCUGUCCAAGCCCGAGAAGCGCAGCCGAUACGACCGGGACGUGCUGGGCCUCAGCCGCAGCGGCAACGCGGCGGGCUUCGGGGCCGGGGGCAUGGGGCCCGGGCAGGACCCUUUUGGACACCGGGAGGAUGUGCCGCACUUCGACCGCGAGGGCCACGAGAGGACGGGCCGCAGGACGGAGGAGCACCGGACUCGCAGCUGGCACACGAGGAUGGGUGGUGGAGGCGAGCGCGUCGACGUCGAGCGCGACGGGGGGGCGACGGGUAUGUUCUUCGUCAUCAGUGGUGUGCUCAUGUUGAGCUUCUUGGGCCCCUUGAUCUGGAGUCGGGCUUGGAACAGUAACAAGACGAAGACGAAUAGGUCACCAGCCAGACCAUGAGAACAUUGGAAGCUGGCAUUGCCGCAUAGCUUGGCUCCCGUUGUGUAGUAUAGGGCAAAGGCACCGUACAUAAUCACGAGAAUCGUGUAUAACCUCAUGAAUAGCUUUCACGCGAACAAAGUACGAGUCAAGAAAACAUCAAGGGCGCUUCCCAAAUAAUCUAUUCUACAUUCAAGAGGAAAUUCGCUAGAAUGCAGAUCUAUCUUGAGGUGUUUGUAGUACACAUGCGAGGAAAG